Messenger RNA from Rhineura floridana, 2236 nucleotides. RefSeq names its product NADPH dependent diflavin oxidoreductase 1 (gene NDOR1). NCBI's taxonomy places the organism in Eukaryota, Metazoa, Chordata, Lepidosauria, Squamata, Rhineuridae. Gene Ontology annotation, cellular component: cytosol. Bases 318 to 2111 code for a protein of 597 amino acids. The record is from RefSeq and is a predicted model, not a curated record. Gene Ontology annotation, molecular function: FMN binding; NADPH-hemoprotein reductase activity; flavin adenine dinucleotide binding. The transcript has 15 exons.
AUCCUUGUUGCAUCAACUUCCUCAUUGUUGCUUCCACAAGCCUAGUUCUGCAUCCUGAUUCGUGCCUGAAAUGUUUGAUGCUGUGUUCCUGUGCUGACUUCUGGAAUAAAGCUUCAUGGAAAACCCAGUCUCAAGUCCUGGGUCUGCAUCUCUGGUUGGGAGCCAGGACAAGGAGGGUGGUGUGAAGAACCAGUGAACUUCAGUGGAAAAAAUACAGGCUCAUUGUAUGGCUUUAGGAAAAGUCAUGGAAUCUGAGCCGUGAUCCCCAAUCUGUAAAAUGAGAAUGAUAAUGACUGGCCUUUCCAGGAUUUGUGAAGAUGGCGGUGCACAAGAUUCUCAUCCUUUUUGGCAGCCAGACUGGGACUGCCGAAGACGCUGCUGAGAGGAUUGGACGGGAAGCCAAGCGACGGCAUUUCCAGUGUACGGUCGAGGCCCUGGAUGACUACAAUGUGGCAAACCUUAUCCAUGAGCCGCUGGUGGUGUUCAUCUGUGCAACCACGGGACAAGGGGACCCUCCUGAUAAUAUGAAGAAUUUCUGGAGGUUCGUAUUCCGAAAGAGCCUGCCUCCCACCUCCCUGUGCCGGAUGGACUACGCUGUUCUGGGGCUCGGAGAUUCCUCCUAUCCCAAGUUCAACUUUGUGGCCAAGAAACUGCACAAGAGGCUUCUCCAGCUGGGAGGCAGCCCCAUUGUGCCAGCAGCACUGGGAGACGACCAGCACGACUUGGGGCCAGAUGCAGUCAUUGACCCAUGGCUUUUGGACUUGUGGGAAAAAAUCUUAGCUCUGUAUCCCCUUCCUUCUGGUCUCCACAUAAUCAGUCCAGAUACCAUGUUGCCCCCAAAGUUUACUUUUCAGCUUCUGGAUGAGGCCUCAAGCGGCCGCACUGAGAGCCAGCAUCUUCAGCCGGAGCAGCCCUUUCAAGAAGCCCCCUCAGAGCUUCACCCUUUCCCUGCCUGGAUGGUGUCCAAUCAAAGAGUGACAUCCGAGUCGCAUUUUCAGGAUGUCCGUCUCAUUGCGUUCGAUGUCUCUGGCUCUGGGAUCGAGGCUGCUGCCGGUGAUGUAGUGAUGAUCCAGCCAUGCAACGCGCCUGAGGAGGUGCAGCUCUUCUGUGACCUGCUGCACCUGGAUCCUGACGCGCACUUUGUGUUGAGGCCCAUGGAGGCAGGCACUCCCCUUCCGGCCCACCUGCCCCAGCCAUGCUCAGUCCAUCACCUGGUGAGCCGCUACCUAGACAUUGCCUGCGUCCCCCGCCGCUCCUUCUUUGAACUCCUGUCCCGUUUGUCUCCGAACGAGCUGGAGCGGGAGAAGCUGCAGGAGUUCAGCUCCACGCAAGGCCAAGAGGAGCUCCAUGCUUACUGCAACCGGCCACGCAGGACCACGCUUGAGGUCCUCUGCGACUUUCCUCAGACGACCUGUGCCAUCCCGUGCGAUUAUCUGCUAGACCUCAUUCCACGGAUCAGGCCCCGUGCCUUCUCAAUCGCUUCCUCGAUGCUGGCCCACCCCAACAGAAUCGAGAUCCUCCUGGCGGUGGUGCGUUACAAGACCCACCUUAGUAAACCUCGGCGUGGCCUGUGUUCAACGUGGCUGGCUGGUUUAGACCCACAGAACGAGGCCGUGAGGGUCCCUCUGUGGGUGAAGAGAGGAGGGAUGACAUUCCCAGCUGACCCAGACACACCUGUGAUCAUGAUUGGACCUGGCACAGGAGUGGCACCUUUCCGAGCAGCCAUACAGGAACGCGGUGCCCAGGGCAAAAAAGGGAACUGCCUGUUCUUUGGCUGCCGACAAAAAGCCAAAGAUUUCUACUGCCAGUCGGAGUGGGAGGAGCUUCUUGAAAGGGGAUUCCUAGCGCUCUUUGUGGCCUUUUCCCGGGAUCAGGAGGAAAAGGUUUAUGUGCAGCACCGUAUCAAAGAGGAGGAGGAACUGGUGUGGGACCUGGUGAAGCGGGGCGCCCAUAUCUUCCUAGCCGGAAACGCCAAGCAGAUGCCUGAGGCGGUGGCCGGGGCCCUGAAGUGCGUCUUCCAGUCAGGAGGAGGCCUCUCUCCCUCGGAAGCUGAGGAGUACCUUUCUGGCUUGGAACGGGCCCGCCGCUACCAGGCCGAGACCUGGUCUUGAUUUGCUGCCAAAGGGGGCGGGAGGAUGCUUCUCACCCGCUGUUGAUGGGAUGCAGCAAGUGUGGGGUCCUGGACCCAGGUAGGGACCAAUAAAUGGAGGCCAGAACAGCCUCCCCAGACGAUCAA